AUGCAUAUGGUUGAUAAGAUGCCACCCCUCGCAGCAGCCGCGUCCUCGUCGCGGUGCGCCCCCUUCGCCUGCCGCCCCCGCGGCGCCGAGCAGCGCCAGCGCUCCAGGGGCCUGGAUCACGCGUCAGCACCGGUGCCUGCCGCCGGGCUGGGCCGCGCGGCGGGGGUCGUGGGCGGCGGCAUCGCCGCGGCCUUCUUCGCGUCCCUGGAGCGGUGCGCCUGCGUGGAGGUCCGCACGACCGACGACCUCUCCGACUGCAGCAACAGCGCCAUGGAGGCCGCGCCGCUCAUGGGCGACGGCGGCGGUUCCGGCUGUUCUUGCACUCAUUCUUCCACACCGAGGAAGAAGAGCAAGAGGAAGGCCGGCGCGGGGAAGGGCCCGAGGGGCGGCCAUGGCGGCUUUGGGUGCUGCGAGAGCAUCAAUUAG
Triticum turgidum subsp. durum (durum wheat) is the source of this 426-nucleotide messenger RNA. Lineage: Eukaryota; Viridiplantae; Streptophyta; Magnoliopsida; Poales; Poaceae. The record is from the annotation of a GenBank genome assembly.